Melanaphis sacchari is the source of this 1807-nucleotide messenger RNA. RefSeq names its product L-2-hydroxyglutarate dehydrogenase, mitochondrial (gene L2HGDH). The record is from RefSeq and is a predicted model, not a curated record. The transcript has 7 exons. Lineage: Eukaryota; Metazoa; Arthropoda; Insecta; Hemiptera; Aphididae. The coding region runs from base 387 to 1733 and encodes 448 amino acids. Gene Ontology annotation, molecular function: (S)-2-hydroxy-acid oxidase activity; (S)-2-hydroxyglutarate dehydrogenase activity.
AUUUAAUAACAAUAAUAUAAUACCAAUAUGCAUUAUGCAAACAUGCCUGAUAUACGAAAUUACAGUCUGCUUCACGAGAAAAUGAUCACUUUUCGCAAAUCUCGACUGACGGUUUCGGCGAUGCUAGAGUAGGGUGACAUACUGACAUGCGCAAACACCGAUGAAAAUAUGUCGGUGGACUGAUUAUUUUCUCGUAAAACAGACUAUAGUAUAAAUGGAAGUAAUUGUCCAAGUUGGGCCUUUACAUCAACAUAUAAUCGACGAGUCCCUCGUUUAGAAUCUACUUGAACAAACAGAAAAUUCACAACAAAAAACCGUCACAUAUAUUUAUUUAAAAAUAACUCUUUGGUCACAGAACAAGAAACAAUUGUUAUAUUUUAACCAAAAUGAAAUUAGUCCAAAUAACUACAAUACAAAUGAGAAAUGUUAAAUUAUUUACAAGGUCAUAUAAACGUUUGUACAGUAAAUGCCAGAUAAAUAAUUAUGAUGUACUUGUUGUGGGAGGAGGUAUUAUUGGAUUUGCUACUGCAAGAGCAUUAUUAUUACGCAAUAAACAUUUACAAGUAGGUCUUGUAGAAAAAGAAAAUAGACAUUCAGUUCAUCAAAGUGGACACAAUAGUGGAGUUAUACAUGCAGGUAUUUAUUACAAACCAGGCUCAAUGAGAGCAAAAAUGUGCAUUGAAGGUCUGUAUAAAACGUAUGAAUACUGUGCUAAAAAUAAUAUACCAUUUAAAAAAUGUGGGAAACUCAUUGUUGCCACUGACGAAUCCCAAAUAAAAAGUUUAAAUGACUUAUAUGAACGAGGAUUAGAAAACGGUACUCCUGACAUAAAACUGAUUAAUGGAAAUGAUAUUAAGACCAUUGAACCAUAUUGUAAUGGCGUACGAGCAAUUCAUUCACCGCAUACAGGAAUUGUGGAUUGGGCAGUAGUGACAAAACAUUAUGCAACAGACUUUGUAAAUUUAGGAGGACAAAUAAUUUAUAAUUUUAAAGUGAAAUCGUUUGAAGAAUGCAAGAAUAACAGAGCAAUCAAAAUAAUUUCUAAAAAAAAUAAAGAAAUAUUAGCAGAUUAUGUCAUCACGUGUGGUGGACUACAAUCAGAUGAAUUAUCAUUAAUGACUGGAUGUAAACCUGAUCCAUACAUUUUACCAAUACGUGGAGAAUAUCUUUUACUUGGUAAAGAAAAAGCACACCUUGUUAAAGGCAAUAUUUAUCCAGUGCCUGAUCCAAGUUUACCAUUUCUUGGGGUACAUUUUACUCCAAGAAUGGAUGGUUCUGUUUUUUUGGGUCCAAAUGCAGUUCUGGCUCUAAAACAAGAAGGAUACAGUUGGAAUGAUUUAAGUGUUUCCAACACAAUCAGGCUUUUAAAAUUAGAUGGAGUACAAAAACUAAUGGUAAAACAUAUGAAAUUUGGUAUAAAUGAAACAAUCAAAUCAUUAUUUCCUGCUAUGCAACUUAAAGAAAUACAAAAUUACAUUCCAGAUAUUAAACGAAAUGAUAUUAAUAAAGGUCCUACUGGUGUUCGUGCUCAACCACUGUGGGCAGAUGGAACAAUGGCAGAGGAUUUGGUGUUAGACAUAGCGUCAGAUGAUCCUUCUAAUCUAGUGAAGUAUAGAAUAAUGCAUUGCCGAAGUGCCCCAUCCCCUUCAGCUACAUCAUCAUUACCAAUUAGUGAAGUAAUUGUUGACAAAAUGUUUGCAAAAUACCCACGUUUAAAACUUAUACCAAAUUAAGUUACCUAAAAAUAUCAAUAAUAUAUUUAAGUAAUAAUAGUUAAAUUAUGAAAUACUUUAGUUUAUUAAAUAAA